AUGUUCCCAACCCGCGCCCUCUUCGGCGCAGCCCGCUUGACGAUGUUUACACGCGCGGGCUGUGGCCUGUGUGAUACCGCCAAAAACACCGUGCUUCAGCUCCAGAAACGGCGGUCCUUUGAGUACGUCGAGGCGGAUAUCAUGGAACCUCGAAACAAACCUUGGAAAGACGUUUACGAGUUUGAUGUUCCUGUUCUCCACGUUCAGUCGGUUCACAAUGGGUUGCCCAAGGAGGCAGAGCUUUCUGACGCCCGCAAAUUGUUUCAUCGAUGGACGGAGCAAGAAGUUGAGCGGGCGGUAGAUGAAGCCGAGAAUACACAAUCCUGA
This is a messenger RNA of Penicillium bovifimosum, 327 nucleotides long. RefSeq lists its product as uncharacterized. The transcript has a single exon. The record is from RefSeq and is a predicted model, not a curated record. Bases 1 to 327 code for a protein of 108 amino acids. Lineage: Eukaryota; Fungi; Ascomycota; Eurotiomycetes; Eurotiales; Aspergillaceae.